CUGCGCGUGCGCGGCGGGGCGCGGAGCGGAGGAGGCCGCCAUGUGUUCCGCGGGCACGCUCAGCGUCCUGCGCAGCGACUCCUACGCGGCCCUCAGCCAGUACCGCGACCAGCACUUCCGGGGCACGCGGUACGACCAGGAGCGGCUGCUGAGGAAGAGCUGCACGCUGUACGUGGGGAACCUCUCCUUCUACACCACGGAGGAGCAGAUCCACGAGCUCUUCGGCAAGAGCGGCGACAUCAAGAAGGUCAUCAUGGGGCUGGAUAAAGUGAAGAAAACCGCCUGCGGCUUCUGCUUCGUGGAGUAUUAUGCAAGAGGAGAUGCUGAAAACGCGAUGCGAUAUAUCAAUGGAACUAGACUCGAUGAUAGGAUCAUAAGGACAGAUUGGGAUGCAGGAUUUAAGGAGGGUAGACAGUAUGGUCGUGGAAGAUCAGGGGGCCAGGUCCGAGACGAGUAUCGUCAAGACUAUGAUGCUGGAAGAGGUGGCUAUGGCAAAACUGUGCAAUGCGUGUGAACAGGGAAUGUUCCUCAGCCUCACUGGAGACUUAAAUCUGCAUUGUAAAUGUCACCAGGCACAAAGUAGGUCUGUUGCACACAAAUUUUUGUAGCUAGAAGUACACAGGAACUACUUGCCAUGUUCCUGUGAUCACAUUGAAUGUUCAGUGUCUCUUCAGUUUUAAUACCAGGGUAUGAAGCAUUGCAGAGUACGUUAAUGCAGGGGGCCUGAGAGCAGGGGUUUAGGCAAUAGUAUGUGUGAGGCUUUGGUCUUUAAAUGCUGCUGUCACUACUAUGAAGAACAAAGAUUCAAUGGUAUGGUGCUUUCUUUCACUGGCAAAACUUGACUAUUGCAUCACUGGGUUUUGUUUACAUUGGUAUCACAGGGUGGGGAGUGGCAAUAAAGGAGAAUUGGUGGAUAUGUGUGAGAAGAAAAAAGGCAAAGAGCCUGAAAAGGAAGUGCUAUUUUAGGGAAAUGUUCCAAUUUCUAGGGAAGACUUAAAGUUGCGGACUUUCUGGGAUUAAUGGAUUAACAUCCUCUGAUGCCAUUCCUCACACCUCAAUAAAACAAGUCAGAUUGAUGAACCCGGGAAUCAUAAAGUGAAAGGCCAGCCUAGCAGAGAACAGACUACAGUCUUCUACAAAGUGUGUGAUUGCUUGACAUUGAGUCUGGUACCUCUGUACAGCCUUAAAACUUGAGGACGAUGUUUUUCCUGCACUUGCAAGGCGUGAAGCCAUUAUAUACUUACCCCAAAAAUUAGAUAUUUGAAGAACUACGCAUAUAAUAAGAAAGUUUGUUCUCUAGAUAGACUUUUCUGUUUGAGAAACUUGAUUUUAAACAAAGUUGAAGAUGAAAAGAGUUUUGGGAAAAGCCUUACUUUCCACUGAACAUGUGGUAAGAAUGGUAAAAGAAUUGCAAGACUAUCUAAUUAUUUGUUGUUUUUUUUUUUCCUUUUGGAUCCUAUUAAAACUGUUAGUUUAUAAGAUGGGAUUUUGAUGUACUGCAGAUACAGGAAUAAAAACAAUGAGUGUUCCCAGGAUCUGUGAAAUUGACCUACUGAAAUGAAGUAGUUUAAGAGGAACUGUUACAGGGCUUUGGUUUAUUUUUUUCCCAAGGAUUUCUGAGUUCUUGAGAGGUGACAAUUUAUAAAGCUUUGUCCAAAUACUUUGUUGUCUGUGACUCCUUAAAAACCUUUAAAAUACCAGGUCUGUAAAAGCUGAUCUUUACUUGCUGAAGAUAUUGCUGGAAAUCUUGAUGUGUUUCUUGUGUACAGCAGUAGUCACAAAUGUUACUGGAAAUUGGAAAUACAGUGAGGUAGAACCGCUGCAAUGAGACUUUACUUACUUAGGAAACAAGGUUUUGGGUUGGCUUUGGGUUUUUUGGCACAUAGAGUAAAACUAGAUUUUCGGGAUCACGUGGUGCUGGUCUACAAACAAGACUUUGAAUGAAGUUACCUUUUUCUACAGUACAUUUGAUUAUGAGUUUACAGCCUGUAAUCUACUCUAGGAAACUUCUGAAGUUUAUUUUUCAUUGUAUCAAUUUUGUAUAAAAGAUUGAGUUACCAAAAAGUCACUUUCAAAUAAAGCUGCAACAUUAAAAUGGA
Messenger RNA from Colius striatus (speckled mousebird), 2099 nucleotides. It is a transcript of the gene NCBP2, whose product is annotated as nuclear cap binding protein subunit 2. The record is from RefSeq and is a predicted model, not a curated record. Bases 41 to 514 code for a protein of 157 amino acids. The transcript is spliced from 4 exons. Gene Ontology annotation, molecular function: RNA cap binding. Gene Ontology annotation, cellular component: nuclear cap binding complex. Gene Ontology annotation, biological process: mRNA cis splicing, via spliceosome. NCBI's taxonomy places the organism in Eukaryota, Metazoa, Chordata, Aves, Coliiformes, Coliidae.